UUCCUGCGUCGUCCCCUGCCCUCUCCGCUUUGUGUCCGCGCUCUCCCUCCUUAACCGAAAGAGGCAGUACGCCGCGUCGAAGACGAACCCCUGGUGGGCCCUCCUCAGCGGGAGGGCCCCGAGGGCGAAGGAAGAAGCAACGUCGUUGAGCGGCUUGCGUGCCGCUAAAACGGUGCAUCGGCGCGUUAGCCUAGGAGACCACGUGCAGAAGCCCAGAGGAGGCGGUUACUGCGCGGCUGGAAGCAGUGUGUCUCAUGUCGACGGCAGGCCUACGCGUCAGGUGAUGUAUCAAAACGCUUGAUCGAUUCUCUCCUUACGUCAGUGUUGGCGUCAUACAAUUUUUGUAUAGAUCGCGACUUCUGUUAUUUGAAACUUCGCCUCGGUGUGUCGUCUGCGCUCACAUCUCGCGUCUACGACGCUCGACUGCCUAGGGAGAACAUUCGGCGACACAGCAGCGAGGUUUUGGGAUAGCUUGAUUGGCCGAUUUCGAUUGCAGCUCCGGGAUGCGCUGUACGGUUUUCCUUAGCACGCGCACAUUGGGGAAGGGAGAUCGAACGAGGAGUGUUUUCCUGAAUGUUGUUGGCGCUUUUUUCUUUUGCUUCUCUCUCUCUCUCUCUCUCGCGCGCGCGCGCGCGAACGAAGUCGUGUGCGCUCGUUGUGUGCUGUGUUGACGGUGUUGUCGUCGUCCACGGACGCUCUAGCUGUCGCCGGCUUCUGCGUGCAACGUUAGCACGCGCAGACCACGAGGAAAGGGAUCUGUCCGCUCCCCUCGCUCUCCCUUCGAAACACACGCACCCUUGCCCGUCGGCUACGCCGGCGGAGUUCUGGUUGCCGCCGUUUCGGCGGUCGCCGUCUUUGUAGCGGUGUUCGGCGCGGACGGAGUUGGACGACGUUCGGCGCGCAAGACGCCGAAGCGUGCUUCCUUUCUUGUCGGCGCGAGUCCGGUUGUUCCAGGAAGACGUGUACAACGCGGCACCAAGUGUGUCUGGUGCUGUGAUGCGACAUGUGGUCCAACGGGUUCAACUGCAAGAAGUGCACGUGCAAACUGCACAGCGUCGUGACCAGGAGCCAUCCAGGAGACAUGGCUACCCAGCUGGAACGACUGCAGCAGGUGCACCCGGUGUCGGUGCGAGACAUCAAGGAGAAACUGCAGGCUCUGCGCAAGCACACCAGUGCAGGCGCGCUCAGCACCUCGCAUGCGAGGCGAGCGCCCGUCUGCGUGAGGCACUUCAACGACGACACCAAUGCUGAUGGAAAACCGGCUGAAAGUAGGAACAUCUUCCAAACCGAGGGCACGGGGGCCUCUUUUGCCACCAAGAGGCCCAGCCGCAAGCCCUCCCCGCCCCCGACCCCUGUUCGGCCCCCCGAAGCUCCGGAUCCUCCCCGCGUGGCUGAGGAACCCGAGAUGACGACACGAACUACGACUCCGCGACACCGAUCGACCACCCCCAAUACCCGCCGCUCCUGCGGUACUUCGCCACCCCGCCGACGCAGCCCUUCUCCCAGCCAGCAUAGUUCGCCAGCACUGGAUUGCCCACCUGAGCUAGCCGAGGCAAUUCGUAGACGGGUGCUGCAGGUACGCCGUGGUGUGCGGCUGUACUUGCUCUACCAGCCAGGACCGCGCUCUUUCCUUAUAGCUGCUGACCAGCCCGACCAUCGAUUCAAGGUGGUCCUUGGGCCGCAGACCUGCAGCUGUGGCAAGGGCCCCCACUGUGUGCACCUGCUGUUUGUAAUGCUCAGGGUUCUGCGCUUGACCGACACGGAUGCUCGACUGUUCAGCAAGACCCUCAAGGAGUUCGAGGUGGAUGAGCUGCUGCGUGGAUUCACCAUAUCCCGGCGGAGGACCUCCCAGCAGUCCGAAGGCCCGUUGACUGAUGACAAGUCACCCGACUGCCCUGCCAAGAAUCUGGAGGAUGCUAUUGACGGCACAUCAAAAACAGGCAGUCAUGAUGUGGAAGGUGACGACGCCAGCACCUGCCCAAUCUGCCUGCUGGAGAUGUUCGAAGGAGAGUCGGUGAUCACCUGCGACAAGGGCUGUGGAAAUCAACUGCAUCAUCACUGUGCCUCAAUAUGGGUGCUGCAAUGCAGCCGCAAUGGAGAGCCUGUUGUCUGUCCCCUGUGUCGAUGCCACUGGAAAGAUGACCGAUCGUCACCCCCACCCAUCACUAAGAAGCCACUACCGCCUGAAGAUGAUGAUGAGAUGCUUGUACCACCAUGCCCACUGCACUGCCUUCUACGUCGCGCGUCAGAUGUGAGCCCGCUGCCGAGGCCUGUAGGAACGCCUUCCUGUUCAGUGUCGAAUGCACCACCUCUGGUGAUGCACUUCUUCGGUACAGAGGUUGCUCAGUGCCUCAUGUCGAGCGUUUGGUCUGAGCGAGAAGCUGCGGUCAUGGAGGUUGAGGCACAGGUGACCCAUGCCCUCCGACUGGCCACGUCGAAGCCCAUGUGCCUGGAGCCAUGGGGAGGAAUAGAAGCCGUGCAGGCUGCCUGCUGCCGAGUGAUCUCACAUGCUAUUGCCGACCCUGUCUACCGUGUGUAUGUCACUGCUCUGCGUUGCUUCAAGUCCAUGCUGGUGCACAGUCCAUGCGCCAUCUUGGAAGACCUGCACAGCCUGCAGAAUCGUGUGCGGGACAUAGUGCGAGCUGUGCUCAUAAAGUGUGCUCACGGCGGGAACAAGAGAAGCCGUCAGCUGAGCCUGGCAACCCUUGCAGAGCUAGCACGCGGACAGGCAGGAGCACUGUCUGUUGGGAGCCUCACACAAUACCCAGCUCCGAAUGGCCUGGGCGCUGACUUCCUGCUGGAUGUUGUGUUGUCGGAAGGAAAGCUGACCCCAUCGUGGCAGGGUCUCCUCAGCCAGCUGUUGGUGCUGGGGCGGCUAGUCGAGGAGUUCCCACACCUGCUCACCUCACCCAUCGCCAUCACGGGGACCGUCAACGCAGAGUCGCUCGUCGCUGUCGACCUAGCCGUUCGUGCGGUGGGGCACAGUCACGUGACCGUGGUUCGCCAGGGGCGUCACCUGCUGGUAGGCCUGGCUCGUCUGUGCGGCCGCUGCCCCACGUCUGUGGCCCGCAUCUGGAACGGUGUCUCAGCACUCCAGGGACCGCAGCGUGCCCAGCUGGUGCGACUCGUGGGUGCAGCGCUGCAGGAGGCCCGCAGAAGCCGUCUCUUCCUGUGUGCCACCCGCUCGCCGUCCGUCGAGAGGCAGCAGGAGGAGCACCUUGUCCGCGAACAGCUGCUCCACACCAAGAAGAACUGGGCAGGCAAGGAUGACGAGGAAGAAGAAUGCUGUAACGGCCAGAGACCAGCAUCAGUGGCCAACAGCCCGUCGCGUUCCGCCGCCGCCUUCCAGCUGCCACCCCCCACCAUCGACCCUGCCCUGUUUGGCCAACUGGUACAAGUGGAUGCACCAAUGUCCAGCAGUGAGACCAAGACCACUGACAAGCCCUUGCCGGAAGAGAAAUGCAACGCACCCGUGCCAGAGAAGAAGCUUGCUGACAGCCAGCACUCGUCUGGUCGGUCGUCCUGGUCUUCCGCGACAUCUUCCUCGGAGAACAAGGUUGUUGUCACGACCGAGGCAACCACAGGUCCUGCUGUGCCACCCCAACGUGCCCCACGGAGCAGACCCAACUUCCUUCCCCUCCGCCGAUUGGCCUGUUCGCUGACGUCCCUCGGGCAGGGCCAGUUGUCCUCGGCGCAGACGACACCUGGAAGCGCAGUCACCUCGCCAGUGUCAUUCAGCCGAGAAAUUGCUGCGCUGCCAGCAGCCAGAGCCUCGUCAAAGAAGGGGGCGGUCAUCACCCAAGGACCACCCAUAGUAUCAAUGAGGGGCUGUGACAGCAACACGGCACACUCUGCGGAAUCGGCCACUGAAGACGACACCCAAGACAACGAAUUUAUCAUAUUCAAAUCUGCGCCGGGGCUUCCCAUCUCGUUCGGGGCAAGCAAGGAGGGGGCGAAAGGCUCGAGCUACGUGGAGGGCCAACACUGGCUGCGAGGCCCGAUGCUCGGUGCCGGGGCGUUCAGCUCGUGCUACCAGGCGAUGGACCGCAGCACGGGCACCCUGAUGGCUGUUAAGCAGCUGCCCUUCUGCCGGUCGUGCCAGCGCGACGACAAGGAGACGGCCGAGAUCAUGGGCAACAUCUGGAAUGAGAUCCAGAUGAUGGCACGCCUAGAACACCCGCACGUGCUGCCCCUGCUCGGCGCUACCAAGCACAAGGACCAGUACAAUGUCUUCCUCGAGUGGAUGGCUGGUGGCUCAGUGGCCUCCUUGCUGGAGCGGUACGGGCCAUUUCCGGAGGUGACAAUCCUGCGCUACACGUACCAGGCACUCAGUGGCUUGGCGUACCUGCACGAGAACCACAUUCUGCACAGGGAUCUCAAAGGUGCCAACCUUCUUGUAGACAGCACGGGACAGCACCUGAAGAUUGCCGACUUUGGCUCGGCAAGCCGUCUUCAGAGCAAGGCCACCCUGGCAGGGGAGUUUCAGGGUCAACUGCUGGGUACCAUUGCCUUCAUGGCUCCUGAAGUGCUACGAGGGGAGAACUAUGGCCGGUCAUGUGACAUCUGGAGCGUGGGCUGCGUCCUGAUUGAAAUGGCCACCAACGCGCACCCUUGGGACAACUGCAACACACUAAAUCACCUGGCGCUCAUCUACCGGAUCUCGUGUGCCCAGUCUCCGCCGCCAGUUCCCAAGAUGCUCAGCCUGAGGACGCAGCACCUGGCUCUGCAGUGUCUUCGACUUCGAUCCGAAGACCGCCCGCCAGCCACUGACCUUCUGGCUCACCCUGCAUUCAAGGAAGCCGGUCUCCACUCAGUCCAGGAGUCGUGAGGGCCCUGCACGACUGCUACGGUUGACAAGGUCAUAGCAGCAGCAGUGGUAGUUUAAAUCUGGACACACCUUACCACAGUGACAGCUCCCCCGAGUGACUGCGUCUUUGGUCGUCUGCAAAACUGUGCCACAUGUUCUCUUCCCGAUUGUGCGAAAUGUCUUUGCUAACUUUGAGUCCCAACCACCCUGCUCUGUUCUUUCUUCUCUCCUAUCUGGUUGUGCUGUUUAAAGCAAUGGCUUCGCAUACUUUGUCACGUAGGUCUGUCACCUACAUCCUGAGCUGGUUUUUGUCAUGCCAAGGCAUGCAUGGAUUCUACACAGUGUCAUGGUCGUCUGAGGAAACUGUCGAGCCCUUUUGUGGUCACAUAUAGCAUUCUGUGUCUAUGUGCUGCCUAUUGUGCAUGUUUUCGCAGUACAGUCACUCGGGGUCGUUUGCAUUCACUUGUGGGCUUUUUUUCCCAGUGAGGCAGCAGCAUGUUGAGGUUUACAUUCUGAACAUGUGGACCUAUAACGAGGUAGCAACGGAAACAGGACUUCUACUAGCGAUGGAUCACUUUCUGUUGCAUGACAAUCAGUGUCUUGCCUGUUGACUGAACCACUGAUAAUGGACAUGGCAAUAGAAACUUAUGUUCAUACUAUUCUGCCUGCAUCAGAACAGUUUUGUGUAUCACGCGGCACUUGACUGGAUUAACAAAAUGGGCACCAGAAACACCGUGACAAUGGUAACUGUGUCACUGCAGAAGGAUGUUGGCGUGAAAUUUAACAAGAAUACAAGUAUCAGUGAAAGUGAUCAAUCGGGAGUAAAUACAACCUAUCCCUGUUGCGAGCAUGGCUUGUAUAUGCUUAGCACAUUUUUCUUCAGCAUGCUACAAGCACCUCGACACAACAUGUAUGCUUGUCUCUCUUUUUUUAGUUUUUUUUUUUCUCUACCUCAGUGUGACACACUCCUUGCUCUUUCUCUCUCUCUAUGUUCCUCUGUCUCCUUUUGUUCUUUAAUCUUUGCGUACACAGUCUAAAGCAUGGCAGGACUGAUUGCUUCAGUGAUACAACCGUUAAAUACACAAUGCAAUGUUGUCGUGCGUUUGUGCCUUUUAGAUACUGAACCAACAGAAAAGAAACCGAGUUCUAAAGAAGUUCCUCAAGGUGACAUACAUGCCAACAGUCUCUUUCAACAAACAAACAAAAGAAAAUUCUGGCUUUGAAGAUGGAAUUUAACCAAUGCUAGAAGUUAGAGAAAGAAAAUGAUCCUGUUUGCACCUUGAAAAAAAAGUGCUUUCAGUCCUGCCUAUGACCUACAUGUUAUAUAUCAAAGUGUGUGCCAAAAAAGUAUAUAAGCAAGAGAAAAGGAAAAACAACAAAAAAAGAGAAGUGUACUUAAUGUGACGUGUCUUGUCAUGCAUCCUAGUUUUUUCGUGUGUUCAGUUUUUCUGUUGGUGCUGCCACUGCCUCAGUUCUGCGCUGUGGUAUUGACAUGGUACCAGCAUAGAUUUUUUAAUUCUUUGUCACUGCUGGAAACAGUGUUUUGUAUCCUUUGGGUAUGACAUGACAAGUGAAUGAUGCAGUCUGGUUUACUUGCACAAAUGGCAGUACUUGGCUGCCUUGCAGAGUGGGUCACUGGUUUGUGACACUUGGUGAAGACAAAAGCUUGUUUUUUCAUCGGUUGGAAGCUGUAUUCUCUUUCUCGGUUUAUGUUAGUUCAUGCAUUGCCUCAGCACAGUCUCUUUACUGCUGUAAUGUAACGGUUCAAUUACGAACACAAUGUGAAAAGUCACAAAUGAAAUUGAAAAAAAGACAGGGAAAUGCUGAAAGAAAAUGAAGACAGUCAUUACUUGGUUAAUUUACAUCAAGGUUGACACAUGUUUAUACCAAAUGUUGUAUGCAUAAGGUAAACAGGUAUAAACAAUUAAUCUAGGUAGACUGCUGGCUGAUUCAAGUGCCCUAUGUCGCAAAGAAAGAUAAUUUCGCUGUAGACUAUUUAAGACCAUUCUUGAAUGCUGUGUUCGCCAGUUUUGUCUAGAAUAAGCCUCAACCACAUGUCACCUGUGGUUACCCUAGACAAAAAAAAAAAAAAACCUUUCCCAGCAACUGAGCAGCAAUGCUAUCUCUCAGUGUAACAGAGAAAUAAUGCAUUUCAUUGUAACAGUGGCAGAUGGCACCACCGUUCUUUUCAAUGAUGGAAGCACAGCAUCCAAACACGGUAUUAGUCAAAAUGCAUUAUGAAAUGCCACUUCUGCAUGAAGUUUGAGUGCAAACAAGCCUGUGGUUUACCUGGAAAGAGCCUUAUGUGGCAUAUGUGGCUGACUUUAUUAUGCAGCACACUGUAUAUGUGCCCGUGAAAAUAGGAAUCAAGGGAAGCAGAACUGCACUUUUGUGCACAUCCUGCUUGCUAGUUUUCAGCUGUCACACAACUGUUCUAAACAAUGAGUUGAUGCUGCCUGACCUGGCUCGCAAAGCUCCCACGUUUUAUUUUGGGUGGCCUUUCUGCUACUGCACCUAAUGCAACCAUUCCAGCUCUACAAACCCUAGCUUCUAUUGUUUCACAGGGCCAGGCUUGCGAGAACUUGCUGUAUUCAGUGCGUUACAAGAAAGCUGUCUUCCUUGCAAGACCAUAUGUUUUCAGUUGAUAACGUCGAGGUUCCCUACAACCCUAAAGCCGACUGGAAUUAAAUUUUGGGCCACGUAAAAAGCAUAUAUUCAAAUAGUGCAGCUAUAGAGGUGCCUGCAUGCAAAAUUUUACGUUUGAACUAUGAAUUGAUGUGUCAUGAAAAACUUACAACAGUAGACAUCUUUAAUGCCAAAACUGAAAAAAGAACUGCUAUUACCGCUCAUCGAAAGUAACGUGCGACUCGAAACGUGUCGCUCGUUGGCAUGAUGUUGGAAGUUCAGGCGCCGCUCGAGGCUGCCCGCUAUGCGUUAGAAAAUCUCAGAGGCGACUUGCUGGGACUUGCUUCCUAUCCACUAGCCACCAGGUGCACGAGUCGUCUGCAUAGGUGUUAUUUAAAGGCCGCUAAUAGGAAAAUUAGAUUAUUACCAGCCCUGCAGCUUUACCAAGUUUGCUUCAGUAAUAAUACUACUCAUUUAUUACCAAUUUAGCCUAAGUGAAAUUUCAUUGCAGUUGGCCUUUAAAGUGUUCAAGUCAGCAGUACAGCAGACUGUGCUGGGUCAGUAUACAGACACUACUAUCUUGGGCACAUCUGUUGCUUUAUUUUAUUUGUUCUUGUUCCCCUUUGACAUGUGCAAUUUACGUUGGGACUGCAGUCAGCAUGCAGUUUCUAAGUGGUGCACCCACAGCAAUUGGACACAGCUUGUACACUUCGCCAGAGGCACAACUGUUUUUGGUACUGGCAGGGAUGUCGUUAACAUUGUUGCCCAGUAUGAAUUUUGGUAUGUCACGCAUUUGACAUUUAUUUUUGUUUUUGUUUUCAUUCUUUUUCCGACGCGUUUUCUUUUGCUGUCAUGUCACGACUUGUGUGACAAUGUAGUCGUCACAUCACUUCUGUAAUGUGACGCUUGCAGACAGUGGCAGCUUUCUUUUUUUUUUUUCCCCUCCCCAAUCGCGGGGAUAACCUCUAUCACCUACUUGAAGAGCAUAACAGCUGAUGUUGGAGUUACUGAAGUUUUUGAAAAAAGCUCCCAUCAGAAAGCUCUUCUUUGUCGGCAAAUUUUGUCAAACCGUGCUGGUCACUUCCAUCAUUUCAAAGCUGAGGUUGUUGCAUGCAUUGCAUGUAUAUUUAUAGCUGAGAAAGCAUGGAUGCCUGAAACAAAAACAUUUGCAGGUGAUCCAUACAAAAAAAGAAAAAAAAAACAGGAUGUUGCACAGGUGUUGCUUGUUCAGGAAAUUGAACUUAUUAUUUUUUACUUCAUUUUUGCUGGUCAUAUGCAAAUUUUCUGAAACAUUGUCACCAUACGUUGCUGUGUCACCAGCUCUCACUUCCAUAUCAUUCAAAGCUUUUUUUUUUUUCUCACCAUCAAAGAAACCAGCAUGGUUUUUGUCAUGGGCUAUGCCAACCAAUUUGUGUGUCGUCAUUCAUCCUAUUUAUUUAUUUUGCUCAUGAGUGGUCCUUUGGAAAAAAAAACUUUGCCACGUGUAGAAGGUCAUUAUCGUAGGUGCUCACGCACCGGUCUAGAACAUUGUUCAUGCACUAGUACCACCAGGGUUGGCACAGAAUAGCACAACACGACAGAAACACAACAGGGCACGCCAACAGCCUGCGACGAACACAACACAUCAAAACGACAGGGUUUGCCAGUGGCUUAUGCCUAGCACUCCCACCUGUGAAUCUCGGGACUGUCCUCAGUCGAUCACUUCUGGGGAUUGGCUUAAUGAACAGAGGCACAUUUUUCACAUGGCAGAGCUGUCAAAUGCAUUAAAUGGAUGGGUUACGCAAAUAUUUGGCAGGCGGUAUAAACAGAUGCUUGCCAUUACAACAAAGUACACUGCUCUAGACGUUUCAUCAUUUGAAGGCGAAAGUCUCACCAAAGGUGGUCGACUGAGGUUGUGGUCCCCAUUCACUGGACAUUCCUUAAGGAUGAGGUGGCACAGGUGAAUCGCCAAAGAGUAAUUAAAAUGACUCUGUUGGCCAAAAUUUUUGGUUGUGGAUUAGAAAAUCUUUUCACGUGGCUUUUGGCUGAGCCCGAGGGACCAUUUUUUACUUGGGACCAGAAGGUUAAAAAAAAAAGAAAAACUUCCUUCAAAGUGACUCCAUGAUGCAGCACUUGCGUAUUCUUUGUUCAUUAUCUCCGGUUUAUUGAAAUCACCCAGUGCUUUGUUAUAAGCUGUUAGUUAUUUAAACAAUUGACCUUUGGGUAAUCAGGUAUUUUGCCCUUUUCUUUUUCCUCUGUUCAUGUCUUUAUUUAAUAAGAUUUAUCGAAAUUGGGUAGUCAUCGUGGCACGAGGCACUUUUUGUCAUACAAUGUUUUCUGGACAUAUCGGUUCAUUCUUUUUUGAUCUUGUGCCUCAUUGGACUCAUCGUUUGGUACAGAAUUUGGUGUCAUGUAGUGGUAGUAAAAAUUGUGACUAUCGCCCUGUGAUCGCCUUUUUUUUUUGUGCCACCUUGGAAAACACCAGCACUGGCGUAGAAGACACGCACAUAGCACAUGGUGCUCAAGUCUCAUAUUUUUGCAAGGAGAUGUAGACGAGUGUAAGGGUAAAAAAUGGAGCACAGUAUCAUCUGUUAGCGCAGUUCUGUCACAAAUAACGCCUUAUUCUUAAUGCCCGAGUGAAAACAGUUUCAGGAAAAUUGCCUACAGAGUCCCUUACGUGUGGCACACAUUUAGUUUGCGAUAUUAUUUUCUGAAGAGAAAGUACAAGACGCAGGCGUGCAUGAUUUGUGGGUUUCACAGCAUUGCCACCAGUUCUAAUGUAGCAUCACAACACUACUAACUAAAAUUUUUCCUGCUUUUGCCAAGUUCUCAGCAGUGCAUUAGGCACAUGUCUUUAAGAGUGCCCACAAUAUUGCAUUGUCGCCUCUAAGCACAUUGCUUUUGCACUGUGACACCACAUAUUGUCUCAGUGAAACAUACCACAAUCUGCACAUAUUGUUUCUUCUCUCGUACAGUGUACGAACGAGAAAAGCAGAUGAUACAAAUGGAAGGCGCCUAAUGAAUUGUGCUCCAAUUCCUAUCCUCGCUCACUACGUGCCUGCAGUGUGAUACACAAUAUUUCUCCAUGCGGGUUGGUUGUCAUCUUCUCUUUUUUCUGGAAUGACCACAAACCACGUGGGUCACUCUGGGAAGCAGAAAAAAGAAAUAUGCAAAAAAGUGCAUUUAUUUCGUUGUGGGUGCCACUAGUACGCCGUGGCUAACUUGUGGAAAUGGUGAAUUUCUUUCGUCCAAGCAGUGGUUUGUUAUUUUUAAAUCUCCUACGCCCCCCCACCCCCCAAGAGAUUAGUACCUGAAAAUCAUUGACAGUGCCUUAUGUCCUUCGUCUGCCAUGAAGUGUGAUCGUGAAGCAGUAUUUUUGUAUAACUCAAUUGCAUUUGUUGAUCCUUUAUGCCCCCUUUCUUUUUUUUUUCUUUUUUUUUAUAAUGCAUGCACAUAUUGUAGCCUUUAUACAAGUGUUGCAUACUUUACACUGCUCUCACUAUACCGAGGGGCCAUAACGUGUUUGAUACGUGUGUGCCAAUUAAAAAUAUUUGAAAGCA
Messenger RNA from Dermacentor silvarum, 10971 nucleotides. RefSeq names its product mitogen-activated protein kinase kinase kinase 1-like. NCBI's taxonomy places the organism in Eukaryota, Metazoa, Arthropoda, Arachnida, Ixodida, Ixodidae. The transcript has 22 exons. Gene Ontology annotation, biological process: protein phosphorylation. The coding region runs from base 1004 to 4828 and encodes 1274 amino acids. The record is from RefSeq and is a predicted model, not a curated record. Gene Ontology annotation, molecular function: zinc ion binding; protein kinase activity; ATP binding.